Molecule: messenger RNA, 10528 nt
Organism: Xenopus laevis (African clawed frog)
Lineage: Eukaryota; Metazoa; Chordata; Amphibia; Anura; Pipidae
Gene: dmxl1.L
Product: Dmx-like 1 L homeolog
Exons: 45
Coding region: 222-9422 (3066 amino acids)
Biological process (GO): vacuolar acidification
Cellular component (GO): RAVE complex
Source: RefSeq, a predicted model, not a curated record
UGACGCCACAGUCUCGCGAGAUGUGACCUGUGACGUCAGAAUUAGCUGUCCGACAGGAGUCAGAGAGCUGGACAUUAAUUGCGUUGCGGGACGUUCAAGCAGUGAUUCGGGACUGCGAAGUGAGUUCAAAAUCGCGACUGUAGGGUGGUAUGUGGAUAUUGCUGCGUGACCUGGAGUUGCGGUGACCCGGCAGGUGCUGGGCUCUAUGCAGCCACUUGACAAUGAAUCUGCACCAGGUGCUGACAGGAGCCGUCAACCCGGGGGAUAACUGCUUCUCGGUGGGGAGCUUUCACGAGCAGUCAAUCACGGCAUAUGCAUCUGGGUGUGAUAUUGUCAUUUUGGGAAGCGAUUUUGAAAGAUUACAAGUUAUUCCAGGAGUUCAGCAUGGAAAUAUUUUGGUGGGAUGUGUGGAUUGUUCCAUGCAGCAAGCAAGGAUUGCAGCUUCAUAUGGCAAUGUGAUUUGCAUCUUUGAACCAGUCAGUCUUUUGCAACAAAAGACUUCACAUUCAAAUAGUGUUCGAACUCAGUGGCAGAAGAGUGGACAGAUUGUGCUCAACUCUGUUGUCCAUAAUUUGACAUGGGACCCAACCGGUACUCGUCUUCUAACUGGUUCUACCCAACUUCAGCUUUGGACCAAUGUUAGUUUAGAAAAGUCAUCUUGUGAUGACCGUCAAGAGAGGACCACCACUGACUAUGCUGAGUGGAAUUGUAUCUGGCAGUGCAAAACUGCAUUUUCUGUUCAUUUAAUGAAGUUUUCCCCAGAUGGAGAAUUUUUUGCCACUGCUGGAAAGGAUGACUGUCUGGUGAAAUUGUGGUAUAAUACUGAAAGCUGGCAUUCUGCUGUUACAUCUCCAGUUACAAGUCCAGACAAGCAAGGCCAAGGUGAAGUAGAUUUCUCUUUUAUCUACCUUGCCCAUCCUCGCGCUGUAAAUGGAUUCUCAUGGAGAAAGACAAGUAAAUACAUGCCAAGAGGCUCUGUUUGCAAUGUUCUUCUGACCUGCUGCAAGGACAACGUAUGCCGCUUGUGGGCUGAAACCCUCUUGCCCAAUGACAGCCUUUUAUCUGGCGAGGGCUUCAAUUUAAUGAUAGAGCCUGAUGGUGUAAAUAAUAACUUUAAAAGAAACUCUUCCAGUAAAGAACGUGUACAGAGUGCAUUGGAGUCAAAUUUAAAGCAUUUCAGGAGAGGCAGGAGUCGGUCUUUGGCACUCGUGGCUCACACUGGGUAUCAUCCUCAUCAGCAAAAUGCACAUAAUGUCCAUCGGAACACUCCCUUCCAUGGCAAUGCUCUAUGCCACUUUCAUAUAGCUGCCAGCAUCAAUCCAGCCACAGACAUCCCUCUCCUGCCUUCCAUCACUUCUAUGAGUCUUAAUGAGACGGAAGAGAAAAGUGGACCUUUUGUCGUACACUGGCUAAAUAAUAAGGAGCUGCAUUUUUCUUUGUCAAUGGAAGUCUUUCUUCAGCAGCUCAGAAAAAACUUAGAGCAGCAAUCAUCAGAAAUCAGCACUGAUGAAACCAACCUUGCUGAGGAGAACUCCGAUGAAGAGACAGAUGAAUUUGGAGCUGGUGAAAAAUUCUCCAGUGACAAAAGAGAAGCAAAUAGCGACAAAACAGCUUUGAAUUCACCAUUGAUACAAUUACCCUCAUCUGUUAUUGAUCAUGAAAUCGAAAUUCUGCUUUCCGAAUGGAAUAAGAACGCAGAUAUGCUUUUCAGUAUCCAUCCUGUGGAUGGUUCUUUGCUUGUCUGGCAUGUUGAUUGGUUGGAUGAAUAUCAACCUGGAAUGUUUCGUCAAGUACAGGUGUCUUUUUCUUGUAGAAUUCCUGUAGCAUUCCCUACUGGAGAUGCAAACUCGCUGUGCAGAAGUAUUGUGAUGUACGCCAGCACAAAAAAUGUAGACCUGGCCAUCCUGCAGGGCAAACAGAAACCCUCAGGCAUGGCACGUUCUACAUCUAUGCUAAUUUCUUCAGGCCAAAGUAAAUCCUCUAACAAUUUGAAACUAAGCAUUUUCACGCCAAAUGUUUUGAUGAUAUCAAAACAUGCUGAUGGGUCCCUGAACCAAUGGCAAGUCAGCUUUGCUGAGGAAUCUGCUUUUUCGACUGUUCUCAGCAUUUCUCACAAAUCUCGUUACUGCGGACAUCGUUUUCAUCUCAAUGAUCUAGCUUGUCAUUCUGUGUUGCCACUACUGCUCACAACCUCUCAUCACAAUUCCUUGCAAUCACCGGAGCAAAACCAGUCAUCCAACUGCUCAGAAGAAGGCUGUUCUCUAAGUGAUCAUAACACCACACCAGAAACUUGCCAAGAUUCCAGUGAAGUGUACAGUGAACUCAUCCUCUGGAGGGUGGACCCUGUUGGGCCUUUGUCUUUUUCUGGUGGAGUUUCUGAACUAGCUCGCCUUAACUCUCUUCAUAUUUCUGCUUUUUCCAAUGUGGCCUGGUUGCCAACACUCAUACCUAGUCAUUGUUUAGGUGCAUAUUGCAAUUCUCCAAGUGCUUGUUUUGUUGCGAGCGAUGGACAGAACUUAAGGCUGUAUCAAGCUGUGAUCGAUGCUAAAAAACUUUUGUGUGAACUGUCCAACCCAGAUAUUUCUAAAUACGUUGGAGAAGUGUUCAACAUCAUUAGUCAACAAUCAACUGCUAGACCAGGAUGCAUCAUAGAAUUAGAUGCAAUUACUGGCCUACAUGGCAGAAAAACUCAGCUGCUUCAUGUCUUUCAAGAGGAUUAUAUUUUAGGAAAUAAUAAGAAAAACGUCGCUUUUGGAAACAGUGGCUUUACUACAGAUUCUGAAGAAAUCUCCAGCAAGGAGUCAACAGAAAACUCACAAAAUGGAUACUCUGAAAAAUUCUACCUGGUAGUAAUUGAGUCGACCCCAGAAAGACGAUCAAAUCUGCAAAUGUGGAAACUGCACCUUAAAUCUGUGCCAGUGUCUAUAGAAGAUAAAUCGGAUUCCGACUCUUCUGGAAAUGCUCAGGCAAUAGAUGAUUCAUUCAGUUCUGCUUCUGGAGAAAGAGUCCAAUCACCUCACACACAAAGAUAUCAGACCUGCAAAGCAAACCUUCAGAGUACAAGCAAGAUGACCCUUUCAUCUGAAAUUGUUUAUAGCGAAGAAUUAGACUUACCAGAUGGAGUAGAAAUAAUCAGUGUUAAACCAUCAGCAGGUCAUUUGAGUUCUUCUUCAAUUUAUCCAGUAUGUCAUGCUCCUUACUUACUAGCAACAUCUUGCUCUGAUAGCAAAGUGAGGUUCUGGCGCUGCAGAGUGGAUUCGGAUUUGCCCCUGUCACCAAGUGACAUGGAAACCAGUAUUAAUUAUAUAUGGGAAGAAUGGCCUUUGCUUGUUGAAGGUGGCCUCCAGAAUGGUGCAGUGAGUGUACCAGGGAGACCUAUUGAAGUCAGCUGUGCCCAUACAAAUUGUCUAGCUGUAGCAUUCAAGCAAACCCCAAGUAAAAGUAGCAACUCGUCACAAGAAUUUUUAAUGCAUGUAAGUAUUUUUGAAUGUGAAUCUACUGGAGGUUCAUGCUGGAUACUAGAACAAACGAUUCAUCUGGAUGAGCUAAGUACAAUGGUUGGAUCUGGCAUUAGUAUCGAUAAUAAUCUUGUAGCUUACAAUAAGCUUGACGUUUUUUUGUCUUCUAACAAGCAGCUCCAUCCAAACACAAAGCAUUUGGUCCACUUAGACUGGAUGUCAAGGGAGGACGGGUCUCAUAUAUUAACUAUAGGUAUAGGUUCAAAACUUCUAAUGUAUGGCCAGGUUGCAAAAAAGGCACAAGAACAACCUUUUAAAGAAGAUUUUGCCUUACAACUCUGGCAAACUGCAAAAAACCCAGCUCAUCCAAGAUUUGUACUUUUGAGAUGCGUGGACCUGGUGUCUUCUGUGGAAGGAUCGCUUCCGCUGCCUGUUUCUUUGUCCUGGGUACGUGAUGGAAUUCUUGUUGUUGGAAUGGACUGUGAAAUGCAUGUCUACUCCCAGUGGCAGCCUUUCUCAAAGCAGGAUGCCGCGAGCACAGACUCUUAUAAUGGCAGCACUCCAUCUAUUACAAACUUAGUCAAGCAAAGCCAGUCUGUUGCAUCUGGUCUUAACCCUCCAAAGAAAUCUAUGACUAGGUCAAUGACAAGUUUAGCACAGAAGCUUAUGGGAAAGAGAACUGCAUUUGACCUUCCCAUAGAAAUGGAAGAUUCCGGCCUUUUUGAAGCCGCUCAUGCUUUGUUCCCAACAUUACCUCAGUAUCAUCCUUUGCAGCUUUUAGAGCUGAUGGAUCUAGGUAAAGUGCGUAGAGCAAAGGCUAUUCUAUCACAUCUCGUAAAAUGUAUUGCUGGAGAAGUGGUAGCUAUUAAUGACAAUGAACCUAGUUAUGAACGCAGAUUACGUUCUCUUUCAAUAAGUGCUAGUGGAAGCACUUCUCGAGAUCCUAAAACAUUUAGCAAACCAGAUAAUGUAGACUAUACAGAAAUAGAUUCUAUUCCGCCACUGCCCCUGUAUGCACUCCUUGCGGCAGAUGAGGAGUCAACAUUUACAUCCACGGUUGAGAAGUCCAGCAACCAUAACAACUCUAACAAAAGCAGCAACGGUAAUGCUAACGAUGAAAAUUAUGAUGAACUUUUUCAAGUUCCCACUCUGGGCUCUGAUGAUUUGACAGCAAUGGAUUCUGAGGAUGAAACUACAAAGCCACAAGUUAUUGACCUUUCCCAGUAUAGUCACACUUAUUUUGGUCCAGAACAUUCUCAGGUCCUCUCAAGACAUUUACUUCACUCCAGUCUUCCAGGCCUGACUCGCAUGGAACAGAUGUCCCUAAUGGCUCUUGCAGAUACCAUUUCUACAACAAGUACUGAUAUUGGAGAAAGUAGAGACCGCAGUCAAGGUGGGGAGACCCUUGACGAAUGUGGGUUGAAGUUUUAUCUGGCUGUUCGACUUCAUACAUUUCUCACUACAUCUGUUCCUCCUGCAUAUAGGGCUCAGCUUUCUCACCAAGGCUUGUCCACAAGUCACUUUGCCUGGGCCUUUCAUUCUGUGGCAGAGGAAGAAUUGCUGGGCACACUUCCUGCCAUGCAAAAAGGAGACCCUACCUGGGCAGAACUGAGAGCGAUGGGAGUGGGAUGGUGGCUUAGGAACACCCAUAACUUGCGCAAGUGUAUUGAAAAGGUAGCCAAAGCAGCUUUUCAGAGAAAUAAUGACCCCUUAGAUGCAGCCAUAUACUAUCUUGCAAUGAAGAAGAAAGCUGUAAUAUGGGGGUUAUACAGAUCCCAGAAAGAGGCAAAGAUGACCCAGUUUUUUGGAAACAAUUUUAAUGAAGAGAGGUGGAGGAAAGCUGCUCUGAAAAAUGCUUUCUCACUGCUCGGCAAACAGCGUUUUGAACAUUCUGCUGCUUUUUUCCUUUUAGCUGGCUCCUUAAAAGAUGCUGUUGAGGUGUGCCUUGAAAAACUGCAUGAUAUCCAGUUAGCGCUAGUGAUAUCCAGGCUUUAUGAGACUGAAUUCGAAAAAACGUCAACAUAUAAAUCUGUUCUAAAAAGGAGAGUUUUAGGGAUGGAGCCCCAUAGCAAAGAACCCAUUGUUUCAAACGUGCAUCCUGAUCCGUUCAUACGAAGUAUGGCCUACUGGAUCUUGGAGGAUUAUAGUCAAGCACUGGAAACCUUGCUAAAACAGCUAGUGAGAGAUGAAGAAGAUGAAGCAUGUAGCCUGUCAUCUAGUUGUGAUCCAUCGGUUUUCAAUUUCUACAAUUUCCUACGGACUCAUCCCAUGCUAUUAAGAAGACAUUUUGGCUCCUCCGAAUCCUCCUCUACCAAAAUGCGGAUUACUGUGGAAAAUGGCUUAGCUGACAAAAUUAAUUUAGGGGAGAGAAGAUUGUUUUUUACAACUGCCCAUGCUCAUUUAAAAGCUGGCUGCCCGAUGCUUGCCUUGGAAGUAUUAUCCAAAAUGCCCAAGGUAGUAAAGAAAUCGAAACCAUUACUUCGUACAUCAAGUUUAGCAGAUGCAAGCAAGGUUACAACACCAUUGUCAGAGAUAAAAGAAGCUGGAACCAGUUCCAUUGAUUGGACAAACUCUUUGGUCAAUGGAUCAUUGUCAUCUUUUGACAUGUCAUCCGAUAAGCAAGGGAACUCUUCUCUUUUAUUUGACUGGAGCCAGCCAUCAAUGGAUGUUGAAGAUGAACCUCUGGACUUAAAGUGGGACAGUGACACAGAAGAUGAGGAAUCUGGCUUGUCAAUGAAAGACGUUAAAUCCACACAAAGCACAGAGAGUACAAAGCCCGGGACAACUGGCACAAGCUACUCCGAGUCCUUAAGCAUUGACGAAAAUGAUAUACUUUGUCCUUCUGAUGAUGUUUUAGCUGCACAAUUAAAAUUUAGAGCAUGCCUAAAGAUUCUUACUGGAGAACUGCGUACUUUGUCCACAGGCUAUGAAGUGGAUGGUGGGAAGCUGAGAUACCAGUUGUACAGCUGGCUUGAAAGGACAGUUGUUGCUCUGCAACAGAUAUGUGAUUACAAUGGUAAUUUAGAGGAGUUUACUUCAGGGGCAGCUGCUGAACUUUCCCGUGAAGACAGUUCAGAGAAUUCUCUGGAUCAGAGCGCUACAAAGCACCAAAGAGAGAAUUGUCAGCGACGACAGUGGCUUCUGAAGUUUCAGUCCCUGCUAAGAAUGUUUUUAAGUUUUUGUGUCUUACAUGGCUCUCAUGGUGGGGGAUUGGCUUCUGUACGUAUGGAACUGAUAUUGCUUCUACAAGAGUCCCAGCAGGAUACUGCCAUCCUUUCCAGCUCACAGGCAGAACAGACCUCAAUCCCUCUUCUGUUUGCCUGCACUGCUAGUGCCAAAACUGUUGUGGCUAAUCCUUUGCUGCAUCUCAGCAAUUUAACCCAUGACAUCCUGCAUGCCAUAAUCAAUCUUGAUUCUCCUCCACAUCCAGAUGUUCAUAAUCACAAGAUCUACGUAAUGCAUUCUCUGGCUGCUUCACUUUCUGCCUGUAUCUAUCAGUGUCUUUGUGGAGGCCAAGCCAACAGUUCUUCUGUGCAAACAAAUCCGUUCACAGGAAUGGCGUAUCAGAGUGUAUUACUUAUACAUAGGCAGCCUUUGAGAACAACAAGCUUAGAUGAAGCAGUGAUUCCAAAUACAUCCCCCACUCAGUGGCCAGGAAUAAGCGCCUUGCUACGCCUGCUAAAUUCUGCAGGGGAAGAGGCCCAACCAGGGCUUACUAUUUUGUUGUGUGAAAUUCUCACAGCAGUUUAUUUGAGCCUGUUUAUCCAUGGACUAGUUACACAUUCUAGCCAUGAGUUAUUUUGCAUUGUGGCCCAUCCUUUGAUCAACAAGAUGUGGUCUGCAGUCUUCGGAGGUGGAGCCCGGAUCCCAAGCAGGGGACAAUUGCCUGUUAAACCAGUUAUAGGAAAACAUUUUUCUAUCCCUAGCCCACAUCAGGUAGUUGUCUUCUCCAUGGAAUGUGUUGGCUUUUCCAAAGCCCUUACUGCUAUCAGUACUCAUAGCCUUCCCAGCCCUGCAGUAUCCUCUCCAUUGGAUGAUGGUGACAGACCAUCGAAGCGCUUCAGAAUUUCUACAAAAAUUCAGCCAAAGGAGAAUGCAAAUCAUCUUGACUCACCUGUAGUUGAUCAAGGGUCAUCCAUUUUUCGGGAAAAAUAUAUCCCUCCUGAGCUUAGUAUCUGGGAUUAUUUUAUAGCAAAGCCCUUUCCACCUCUGACACAAAAUAAACUUGAAUAUGAUUCGGAUGAGAGUCAAGGAAGUGAUGAUGAUGAAGAAGAUGAUGAUGAUGUGUCGUUAUCAGAUGUUCAGCUCCAAGAGCAUUCCAAUCCAAAUUCUUAUAGCUGGGCUUUAAUGCGACUUGCAAUGGUGCAGCUUGUACUCUACAACUUAAAGAGUUUUUACCCCUUGGCUGGUCAUGAACUUUCAGAGCUGCCUGUAAAUUCUCCCCUUUGCCAUGCCAUCAUGAAGACUUUACAGAGAUGGGAGCAAGUAUUGUUGAGACGACUUGAAAUAUACGAUGGACCUCCACCAGAUUUUAUCAACAUACCCGUCUUGGAAGAGUCUGUGUCAGCAGGCCCUGCUAUAUUACGGCACAAGGCAAUGCUGGAGCCAACUAACACCCCUUUCAAGUCAAAGCAUUCAAGCACAUUACCUGUAAAGAGACUUUGGCAAUACUUGGUAAAACAAGAGUGCAUCCAAGAAACCUUUAUAAGAAACAUAUUUACAAAAAAAAGAUCACCCGCUGAGACUGAAGCGGAUACUGGCUACACCGGGGGCAGGGCAAGAAUAAUCCACAAAGAGUCCGACAUUAUCACAGCCUUUGCCGUUAAUAAGGCUAACAGAAACUGCAUUGCAAUAGCUUCAAGCCAUGACAUACAGGAGCUGGACGUGUCUGCAAUCUUGGCCACCCAGAUUUAUUCCUGGAUUGAUGAUGAGUUUGAAACUGAAAAUAAAGGGGCUGAGGAUUUUCUGGUUGUACAUACCCGUGAUGACUUAUCAGCAGUGCAGGGUACAACCCCCUAUACCCACAGUAAUCCUGGUACUCCCAUUAAUAUGCCAUGGCUUGGGGGAGUUCAGACUGGAAGGGGAGCAUCUGUGAUGAUAAAGAAGCCUAUUAAUAAUGUCAGAAGGAUGGCAUCUCACCCAACCCUACCUUACUAUCUAACCGGUGCUCAGGAUGGCAGUGUGAGAAUGUUUGAAUGGGGCCAUUCUCAGCAGAUAACUUGCUUCCGAUCUGGUGGAAACUCCAGAGUGACUCGCAUACGAUUCAAUCACCAGGGGAAUAAGUUUGGAAUUCUUGAUGCUGAUGGAUAUAUCAGCAUGUAUCAGACGAACUGGAAAUACAGUGCAGCUACUGGGACCCCACCUAAACCGUACUUGACAUGGCAGUGCCAUAACAAGACUGCCAACGACUUUGUUUUCAUCAGUUCCUCAUCUUUAAUAGCAACUGCAGGACAGUCAAAUGAUAAUAGAAACAUCUGCCUGUGGGAUACAUUGGUGGCACCUGCAAAUAGUUUAAUUCAUGCAUUCAUGUGCCAUGAUAGUGGGGCUACUGUAAUUGCCUACGCCCCAAAACAGCAGCUGUUAAUAUCUGGGGGAAGAAAAGGAUUUACCAGUCUGUUUGACCUCCGACAAAGAGUACAGAAACAUCACUUUCAGAGCCACGAUUCUGCUGUUAAAGCGAUUGCCGUUGAUACAACAGAGGAAUACUUUAUUACCGGAUCAGCCGAGGGCAACAUUAAGGUGUGGAGUCUGACGACUUUAAAUUUGAUGCACACUUUCAUAAAUGAGCACGCUCGCCAGUCUAUCUUCAGGAACAUCGGAACUGGAGUGAUGCAAAUAGAGACUGGACCAGCCAAUCACAUCUUCUCUUGUGGAGCAGACGGCACAGUCAAAAUGAGAAUAUUGCCAGAUCGUUUCAGCACCCUUAAUGACCUCCUCAAAACUGAUGUAAAAGUUGUGCUUUAAUAUUUCUUUCUGUACAGUGGGAAACUUCAAAUGGGUUUGUGGCCCUAUGAUCUAUUAUUCUGCACUGGCACUUAAGUGGUUAAAGAAAAAUGUAUAAAAACUGGGAUGUGCAAUGAGAAGUUACAUGUGCCACUACAAUCACAAUGCGUUUAUCGGUUUCUAUUUAUUUUGGGGGGGGGGUUAUUCUGCCCCGACGCACUGAUGCCUUAAUGAAGCCUAACUAGGAAAGAUGAAUGAAUAUGUAAAUAAUAUAUAGAUAUAUAUAUAUGUUCUGCUGCUGAAAUCUGUUUUUCUUUUAAAUUCUACUUGACUUUUGUUUUUAACUUGAUUACAAACAAUCUGCACAUUUAGAAAAUAUUUUAAAAACACCUGUAACAUUUUGAUGAUCACCACGAAGAUAAUAUCCAUAGAGAGUUCUAUAUAAAUAAUUGAUUUAAAUUAUAUUUUAGGGCAGCGUAACUUUAAGGCUAAACAGUUUAGGUAAUAAUGUACCUAUGUAGGGAGCUUGUUUGCCUUUGUAAUAACUUUAGUAGCAAGCGAUCAUUUCAGGCACUUACAUUGAGCUCAGUAGAAAGGCUUGUGGUUCCUAUCUGUUCCUGAUAUUGUGGGCUAAUUACUAAAGACUUCAGAAGGAAUAUAUAUAUAUAAAUAUAUAUGCGGCUAGAAUAAAACGCUUCUUUUUUUUUGCCAAAAUGUAGAUUAGUUAACUAAAUGUUUGACCAAAAUAGGAAGAGCACAAAGAGCUACACUUUUUACUGCUCUUACACAUUUUUAGACAUUUAAAGGUAUAUUUUCGUUACUGAAGAUGCAUAGUGUAAGUAUUAAUGGUGAAACUAACCAAACUGUUUAGUGGACAUGAGUUUUGUGUUCAUAUGGAAAAACACAAAAUGGUUACAAAUAAUUGUGUGUGUGCGUAAGAUCGUAACAUUACCGUAUAUACUCGAGUAUAAGCCGUCCCGAGUAUAAGCCGAGGUACCUAAUUUUACCUCCAAAAACUGGGAAAGCUUAUUGACUCGAGUAUAAGCCUAGGGUGUGAAAUGCAGCAGCUUCUGGUAAGUUUCCAUCAAAAAAUUGAGGGUUUCUGCUCCCAUUGGAGGUGCCAGCGU